Oikopleura dioica is the source of this 276-nucleotide messenger RNA. Lineage: Eukaryota; Metazoa; Chordata; Appendicularia; Copelata; Oikopleuridae. The record is from the annotation of a GenBank genome assembly.
AUGAUUCUGACAGAGAAAGUUUCGUGGCAGAAAUUGAGGUUUUGCAGAAAUCGGGAAGGGCUUUUUCAAGGUCAUACGCUCGACGAAAUACACUUCUGGCAGUCGUACAUUGCCUAUCAAAUCCAAUUCGUCAUCCGUCGAGUUCUAUACGACGAAGAAGUCUACGGAAUUUCCACCUCCAGAAGACCAACGAUGAUUGAACAGCUGAUUCUGAAUGUCGACAAUGCUGUCACUUCUUCUGUACUGAUUCCUUCUCAACAAGGAUUUUCAAAAUGA